AUGAAGCUCGAUACGAAAGCCCUCCGAUAUCUGAAUCCCAGCGACUGGCGCACCCUGACCGCGGUUGAGACCGGCAGUCGCAACCAUGAAGUCGUCCCUACCCCACUGAUUGCGAACCUCUCGAAAUCCAGCGUCGGAGAUGUUCAGCGCAGUAUUUCCUUGCUUGCGAAGGCCAAUCUCAUCGCGAAGGUGAAGAACGCCAAAUACGACGGAUACCGACUGACGUACGGCGGAUUGGACUACUUGGCUCUGCAUUCUCUCCAAAAGGGCAAUAUCGUCUACAGCGUGGGCAACCAGAUCGGGGUCGGGAAAGAAAGCGACAUUUUCGUCGUGAGUGAUGAGAAAGGCGAACAAAGAGUGCUCAAGAUUCAUCGCCUCGGCAGAGUCAGUUUCAAAAAGGGGGUGCGCAACAAGCGAGACUAUGCCCGGACCAGAACGCAGAAAGAGAGAGGUGCUGGGAGCUGGAUGUACAUGUCCAGGUUAGCCGCAGUCAAGGAGUACGCUUACUUGCAAGCACUACACGACGUUGGCCUCAGCGUCCCUACACCCCUAGGCCAGAACCGACAUCACCUCGUCAUGUCACUUGUGGACGGAUUUCCUCUCAGACAGAUUGACAAGGUCCCUGAUGCGGCCGGUCUGUACGCGGAGCUCAUGGAGAUGCUGCUGCGACUGUGCUCGCUUGGGCUCAUCCACGGAGACUUCAACGAGUUCAACAUUUUGAUCAGGGAAGAGGAGGGGGGAGACGGUGUCAAACUGAUCCCGGUGUUGAUUGACUUUCCCCAGAUGGUUAGUGUCGACCACGCCAAUGCAGAGUUCUAUUUCAACCGAGAUGUGGAGUGUGUCAAGCGGUUCUUCGCCCGACGAUUUGGGUUCUCCAGCAAUGAGGAAGGACCUUUUUUCAAAGAUGCUAGACAGCUGGUCGGCAAGGACGGGGUCAAAAGACUGGAUGUGGAGGUCGAGGCUUCGGGCUUCUCCAGAAAGAUGGCUAAAGAGCUCGAGGCUUAUAUGAAAGAGCAUGGUGUGGACGGUGACGCCAAAGCCUCCGAAGCGGUCGAUGAGGAGACUGCGGAUUCCGACAGCCAGAGUCACGAAGAAGAGGACGAUGAUGAUUCUGAACGUGACGACGGGGUCUCCGAACCUGUCACGAGCUGA
This is a messenger RNA of Capronia coronata CBS 617.96, 1152 nucleotides long. RefSeq names its product Atypical/RIO/RIO2 protein kinase. Gene Ontology annotation, cellular component: preribosome, small subunit precursor; nucleus; cytosol. NCBI's taxonomy places the organism in Eukaryota, Fungi, Ascomycota, Eurotiomycetes, Chaetothyriales, Herpotrichiellaceae. Bases 1 to 1152 code for a protein of 383 amino acids. Gene Ontology annotation, molecular function: ATP binding; protein serine/threonine kinase activity. Gene Ontology annotation, biological process: protein phosphorylation; maturation of SSU-rRNA. The record is from RefSeq and is a predicted model, not a curated record. The transcript has a single exon.